Actinia tenebrosa (Australian red waratah sea anemone) is the source of this 7422-nucleotide messenger RNA. RefSeq lists its product as uncharacterized. Gene Ontology annotation, molecular function: RNA binding. Lineage: Eukaryota; Metazoa; Cnidaria; Anthozoa; Actiniaria; Actiniidae. Gene Ontology annotation, cellular component: exon-exon junction complex; cytoplasm. Gene Ontology annotation, biological process: exon-exon junction complex disassembly. The record is from RefSeq and is a predicted model, not a curated record.
ACCAUGUCACAAGAUAGAAGUCUGAAUGAUUUUGUGUUAGGGAACAGCUGAUUGUACACGGGCCAUUUUCGAUUCUGAGGAUAUUAACCGAGCCAUCUUUUGGGGUAAAAAUAUAAUGUAUGACGAAGACCAUGAUGUGGAUGAUCUAGACCGACUUCUGGUGUGCCCUUACGACGAGAAUCACCGUGUGGCCGCGACUCGAAUGAAUCACCAUUUAAUCAAGUGUAGAAAGAACUAUUUGGUGAAUGAGAGUGAAAAGAUCAAAUGCCCUUUCAAUGCUGAACACGAAUCUUUUGCCCAAGAAGUUGAAUUUCACAAAAUGGUUUGCCCCGAUAARUCUGAGUUUGGGAGCGAAGAUGUCAAAGACAGCGAAGAGAAGAGACCUUUAGACAAAAGCGAAAGCGUUGACGUCGAUGAAGCCGAAGAAGCGAAACCCCACAUGAACGGCAAGUCGGAUCCUCGAACGGAUAAGACCGGAUGUAUAAACGGGUUAAAAGUAGGCGGUUUGAAAAACUACAAUACAGUUUCGAAUGACGAGGAAACCACCGUCAUGGCACUUGAGAACGGCGAAACGGCCGAGAACGGCGAAAAGGAAGAAACGCACGAAAAUGGCGCGAAUGGCGAAGAAAAGUGUGACUUCGAAGAUCGCUCGGUGAAUGCGGUUUCACACAUGGCCGGAAUAGAGCCACAAGAUGACAAUAUAGCAAUAGAAAAGCAAUUAUCACAAUCAAAUAGUAACAUCCCUUCUUCGGAAAAUGGUAUUCCCAAUGAAAACAACACUAACGACUGCAUCCAAGAGCACUUUGACUACAAGAAAUAUGCGCCCUCCAAAGAAGAGAAAGAAGAAUUCCUCAAAGUUAUUAAACAACGCAAGGAUGAGCAAAACAAUCUGGAAGACAAGGACGAAUCACUCAGCCAAACCUACGUGAACCAAAACUGGCAACACAACUAUUCUUAUAUUACACCACCAUACCAAACCAACCAACCAUACCAUAAUCAAGGCAUGUACAAUAACGCCUAUAUAGCAUUCCCUAAUGGAUACCAUCAAGUAGUAGGUAACAUGAAUGGCCAGUCACCAUACCCAACACAUUAUACAUUUCAACCACCCAAUGGGCCUGUACCCCAGUAUAUGCCACAACCAAUGCCAGGAGUUGGAUACGAGUACAACAUGUACUCACCACGCCCACAGUACCGUCCACCUUACCGACGCAGGAACUACCACCACAAUAACCAUUCACAAAGCAGGCACAUGCAUAAUGGCUAUCAUAAUCAUAAUCACUAUAACAGUCACAAUCACAAUGGUAACCAUGGCAACAGAAAUUACCAUAGCCAUUACAACAGUUACUAUUCCAACAACCAUGAUGCUCAUAGCCAUACUGAUACAGAUUCCAAUAGCUCAGCGUCUGGACACUCUGACAUUGGUGGUGGUGAACAUGGCACAUAUAAUGGUAGUUCGCAUCAGUCUGAGAAUCACCGACCACCCCGAAAUUCCAGAAGAACAAAGCACUCCCCUUCAAGCAAGGGAUCUGUCAACCURGAAAAAGUGGUUCACAUAAUUACUGACUCUGAUGGAGAAUCCAGUCUACCAAGCAUCAAUGGCCACACUUCUGAUUUAUCUCCAGAGCCUAGUGAACGCUGUGAAAUUAAUCAUGCCAAGAAAGGUGAGAAAGAUAAAGUAAUUCGCAAGCUGAGAAAGAAAUUGAGUGAAAUCCACAUUCUUGAAGCUAAAAAGAAUACUGGUGUGAAAAUGGACUGCGACCAACUAAAAAAGCUGAACAGAAAGAAGGAACUAGAAGAUGAGUUGGCUGCUCUAACAGUUGAUUGACCAAACUUCAAAGGUCCAAAAUAGUGAAUUAUUCAACAUUGCCACUAUUGACCACCAACCAAUCAACCACUACACCACCACCAUCACCAUCUCUACCCCAUCAGAUUUGAAGUUUAUCUGAAGUUUCACUAGUUUCCUGUAAUGUUGCAUUUGUCACAGACAACUAUUGGGUAAAAGCCUACAGUUCUUUGAGUUAAGCAAUCCCAAUUGGCUCAGAACACUUAAGGUGUAACCAUCUUUGGUCCAAAUUCAUCAUAAGCCUACCAUCCUCUACAGCCAAAACUUGGAAGGUAGCAAGACAAGGUAUUGUGUUUGAGAUGAAAAUAAUUAAAAAGAAAGAAAUGGUUUAAUCUGAAUAAAAUUUAGCAUGGUGAUGUGUAAUCAGAUGAUUAGCUUGUUGUUCAAGCUUGUUUAUCUUGAAUCAAAAAUUAAYAUAUAUAAUUUCAAUUCACAAAUCAAGAGCGAGUUUAAUAUAUUCACAAAUUUAUGUUAAUACACCAUGCUAAAUGUACAUAAGAGUGWUGAUCUGUUGACAAAACUGAAAAAGAUCCAAUAAUAUAUUUAAAGAGAAAGCAUUUGAUAUUAAUCUUAUGUUAAACUAAGUUAGGACUGAAAUAUUUAACGUUCAUGGGUCACAAAUAUAGGAUCUGAAACUAAAUCACACUGUGAUGUGAGGUUUUUGGCCGAGUGCUUGUCUUAAGGCUAAAGUAACAUAAUGUAAGCUGAGAAUGGCAAAUAAAUUAUCUAGCUUUAAUAUGAAAAUAGUUUUUAAACUUAAGACAGGCACAUAGCUUCAUGUCUCAGUUGACACAUAGUAAUGUUAUUAUUCAACAAGAUUAAGGAUUCUGUCUAAACAGAUAGCAUAGAGGCACCCAAAUGCAUCAGUAAAUACCAGGAUAUUUAUUAUGUAAAUAAAUUUAAAAAUGCAUGCAUUUCCUAGAAUAUAGAUUUGACAUCAAAUACCUCAUUAUAUUUAGAUUUUGUACAUGUUAUACGUUGUUUAUUAGCCUGUGUAGUGUCUAUUACGAAAUUACAGACCAUCCUAUUGGUGUUUAAAUGCAUGUGAAGGAAUGUGGCUAGAAUUUAGUAGAACAGAAAAGUGUGAAAAAGUUAAGAGAAAAUAUUCUUGAGAUUUAUUGUCUCAUUUGGAUCUAAAGAAACCGGAAAAUUCAAAUUUGAGAAAGAACACUGAAAUCUCAAGAUUAAAUAAGGUGCAAAUGAUUUUCAGUUUAAGAACACUCUAGAAUUAUUGAACAGAAAGGUAUAGUAAGAUUAGUAAUGAGAAAAUGGAAAAAAGAUGCAAUCAUUGACAUUCAGUGCACAAAAAUAAUGAAUGCUAUGCAUGCUGCCACAAACAAUCACAUCGUAGCACUGCACCAGCUUGCAUUCAAAUAAGUGACUGAUGCUGAUAAAAUUGACUGGGUCGUUAGGAAGGCAUGGCAAUACACUGAAUUUGGUUCACUCAAUGAUACAAUAUCAAGAAUUUAUUUUAUUUAUCCAAUUCCAAAUCAAGUAUUUAAGAAAUAUUUUGAUCAAAUAAUUGGUGUCAUAUGAAUAAGGCCAUGACUAUAUCAGAUUGCUAACAUUCAUGCAGGAUGAAUGCUACACAAUUUAAUUCAUACCAGCUUACUUGUCAGUGACUUUCAACAUGGUUAGAAGGGUGAUUAAUAAUUGUUCACCCACCAACCCCCAACCACUACCACCACGAGAUAUCUGGAAGCUUUUGAAGGACCAGUAAACCAGCUCUUUUAGCUUUACUCCUGAUCAGCCAUACUUUUCACAUCCCAGAGGUUAUAAUUGAAUUAAAAUGAAGUAAUAUAUUAAAAUUGAAUUGUACAAAAGAUUAUUUAUAUAGCCUGGCACUAGUCAUGUCUUGUCGGAGCAUAUACUCCAUCAUUAUAAUUAUUAUAAGCAUUUAUUGUCUCUUUGAAUUACAAAAUAUAAGUUCUCAGAAAUUUAGUUAUAAUAAUUAUUUGACCUGUUCCAAUAGAUCUUGUGACGUCAUUUAAAUUUUUUUUAAGAAUGUCUUAAUUAGACCUGCUUUGAUUUAUAUCAUUAUCCAUUAUCAGACGCAGUCCACCAACCUAAGCCAUAUGCUGAUUGUAUGACAGAGUGUGUGAAGUAAUUCUAAGCAUAAGAAGGACCAGUUAAAUAAGGAGGGUUAGGGGGUUCUGAUUUCAAACGAAAAAAUAAAUAUCUUGCUAAAAACUUAGUGUCACAGUCAUGUGGUCAUGUGCUCUGAUAAGAUUCUGACUCAAGUUUGUCAUACAAACAACCCCCAAUAUAAAUACUGCCAGACUAGAAAGUUUAUUCCAAUGUUUGACUAAAUCCACAUUGAUUAAAAGUACAAUCAUGGAAAUAUAAUUUAAAACACCAAGUGUUGCAAAAUUGCAUUUAAAGUUUAGUGUUAUUGAAAAUAUUAUAUAUUUCAUUUAAAGUUCAGAGUUCUACUUUAUCGAAAUAGUAGAGACUUAUGCUUCCUUGAGAGAGCACUUUUCAAUUUCGAGUACCAUCCAUAUCAAGUACUCAAGUCUUACUGAGGGACAAAGAAAUGAUACUCAAGGGAAAAACGUAUUUUGAAUUGGAUAAACAGUGGAUUAGGUCAACUGUAUUAUUGAGUUAAUUAUGGUUCUUUUAGCUUUAUUUACUUUUCCCUAAGUGGUUUAGCAUGAUAAAUUAUCAAAAAUACAAAAAUAUUGAUAGAGCAUGUAAUAUUUUUCAAACAGAUCAUAUUGGUAUCUAUAAGCUACUGAAAUCAAAGGCAAAGUUAAAUUAUAUAUUACACAAAAUAUAAAUAAAUUAAUGUACAAUUUAAGCAGUUUGUUGUUGCUAGUGGUGUACACUAUAGCCUCUGGUAAUAGUAAAGAAGAAGGUCCAAAUAUGUUAUCACACAGAGAUGGGUAAUAGUCAUUCACAAAAUUCAGUGUCUUGCUGAUUUCUUGUUAUAACUAUUGAGCUCUAAUGUAGUCCGGCCAAGUUUUCGAUUGACUGGCCAUUGCUGCAUUAGCCAUCAUACUUCCAUCAUAAUUUUACCCCACCAAAAAUAUACUUUAUACUACCAUUAAUCUACCAACUAUAUCAAACAGAUAUACCUUAUAACAGCAAUUUAGGGGUCUAAUUCUUUACUAAUACUAAAGCUUCCUUUUUGGGUAUUCAUAAUGCUAUAGAGGUUUAUGAAUGUAUAAUGGUAGUUAAAUCUAGAUAAUAGGAUUGCUACACAAUUUGUUGGGUAAGAAGUCUGUAUAAUGUCUGAUGCGCACAGUGUUUCUUCAGGCUACACUUUAAUAGUUACCAAGUACCUACAUAUACCCACAAAGCUGUCUAUCAAUGUAGGCAUGAAUCACUGUAUAGCUGUCACGAAUGAACAAAUUAAUUUGAAUUAAUGUUGAUUAAUAUAUUUAUAUUUUAUUAUUUUGAAAUAUUUACUUAAUAUUAAUAUAGUACCAGAGUCUUAUAUUUUCGUUAAUCUAACAAGGAAUGACAGAAAAUCACAUGUUCCAAGAAAUGGCAACAUGCAGGCAUACUAAAUAUGAAUGACUUGCAAAGCCAUGCUUUGAUGGUGCACAUGGUGGAUCUAAGGAAGGGGUAAUGGGGUGUUCACCUUCACCCUGCCCAGGAAUUCCUAACAUUUAGCAUCUCAGAGUCACUUCAAAGGUUCAUGACUUCUUUCCAUUUGCAUGAUGGGAUUUAGGAUUCCUGGGUAGCGAUUCCUGAUUCUCAAUGAUUCCAAUUCUUUUCCGUUUCCGUGUGCUUCCCCCCCUUGUCCCAGAACACCCACACCCUAGAUCCACCUCUGUGUGUGUGUCCACCAGUGAUCAUUCACAGUCUUCAUAUCAUACAAAGAAAAACUGAAUUGAACGAAAAAAGGAAAAGCCACAUAAGUUAUUCUAUUUUUAAGUCCUAAUUUAAUAAGGCACUAGAAAUAAGUGUUGUGAUGGGUAUAUCUUUAUGCAACAAGUAAAUAACUUAUAAAAUAAAAUAUUAUUACAUUUACUGGUAACAGAUCAAGUCCUUUUUGUCAUAAAUAAGUAUUUAAUAUAUUUUAUUGAACAAACGAAAAUCUUACCACCCUUUUCACUGCUACGUGCUGAUUGAGACAACAGUCCCAACAGGAAAAAAUAGGACAAUAGACUGCUGCCAAUCAGAGAACAUAAAGGUAACCAAUUUAUUUGAUUGGCGGAAGUGUAUUUCUCCAAUUUCCCUGUCGCACUGUUUCUUCRAUCAGCCUGAGCAAUGAAAAGAGUGGUAAUCCCAGAAUUUGAGCAGGUCAUACAGAUAUCUUCUCACCUUAACCUGGUUGAUAAAUCAUUGAUUAACAAAUCAUUGCUCAUAUAAAGAUAAUACUCCUAUUUACAGUUCCAUUCAGUGACCAUGAAAAAUUAUUGUUCCAAGUUGUAGAUGCCACGCAUGAUAAGCUAUAGUUUUGCUAUGCACGGCAACUCCAGUCUUAACUUAAAAUUAUUAUUUGUAGUCACUGAACAGAACUGUGAAAAGGUGUAUUGACAAGGAGCAUUAGUCUGGAUGAUAUACCCAGCUAGUUGUUAGAAUGGUCUCAGCUUGGCUUUAAGAAAAAGCCCAUAAGCAGUAUAGUUAUGGCUAGGUUAUUAGAGAGUGGAAGAAAAUUAGGAUGUGGCUGGUUCCCUUCUUUUCUUCUCGCUGCUCCAUCCCUUAGACAACAAUUGUGACCGGGUACAAAAAUACCAGCUGUACUUCAUGAUGAAAAUUCAGCACUGGUGCUAACUGACUAAUUCUUGUUUUCAUAAAUUAACUAGCCAUACUGUUCAUGUUACUCUUGUUAUGCCUGCUAAACUUGAUAUGUUACCAGUAAAUAACAAGUAAGAGCACGCUGGAAGGGAGUAUCUUUUACUGCCAACAAAAAAAUACUAAAGUCAUACGUUAACUCAAAGUAGUUCUGGACUCAUCCACCUCAAAUUUAUUUUUUGAAAUGAUAUGGCAGAGGAAAACAGAAACGAUUGAAUAUCAAUAUUUUUGAUUAGAGACCAUGAGAAAUAUGUUAUGGUCAGUCGGGAAUAAUACAUUUCUGAUUAUUAAUCAAGAGAGAAUGGUUCUGUGAUCCUCUGAUGAGGGAGGGAGGGAAGGUAUACAGUGUUUUUCAUGUUCUGUGACCCUAAGUAAAUACACUCCAGAUGCCAUACAUUCUCAUGUAUUUUUUAUUCCAUCCAUCAAAUUUAAAACUUGUUUUUAAACUUAUUAGCUAUUCCGAAGUUUAGGGGGGAAAGUAGGCAAUGCAGUGUAUUGUCAAACUGUCUAAGGGAAUAUAUCCAAGAUAAUGUCGAUUUUGUCCCCCAAAACAGUCCCACAAUCCACUGCAAUGCCAAGUCCACCCAGUUUUUUUCUCAACCUCGGAAUGGCUGAAUCAGACAGAAGUGAGAAUCCCAGAUGCCUCAAAGCUGAGGAGGUGGCAUAAACAUGAAACGUGCUGUAAUACCUGUUUUAUUGUGAUCCUAGUGAUCACUAUUAAGAAACAUGAUUUCCAUGGAUGUAGCCAGAAUUCUGUUGUGUUUAUAAUGUUGUUCUCAUGACUGUUGUAGAACUUAAUGUUGAAAUAACGAUAAAAUAAACAAUGCAAGACCAGA